Messenger RNA from Eruca vesicaria subsp. sativa (arugula), 1355 nucleotides. The record is from the annotation of a GenBank genome assembly. Lineage: Eukaryota; Viridiplantae; Streptophyta; Magnoliopsida; Brassicales; Brassicaceae.
CUGCCCUGCCUUCCUCCUCCUCCGUCCACCGUCGUAUCUAGUUUGAUUCAGGUUUUAGCACAAAGGAGAGGGAAACCAUAAUGAACAAGAGGAAUAACUGGAAGCUUGUUCCCGUUAAUAAAAAGACGCAAAAGAAGAUGAAGCCGCGUACUUUAGGGACGAAUCUUUCUCUGUUUAAGAGAGAUAUUGAUGAACUCAUAGACGAGUUUGUAGAGGGUGAUUUGACAACGUUUGAUGACAUGAAGAGGGUGUGGCUAUCUCGAAAGUUCUCUUACAUAUAUGAAGCCUUUCCUAACACCAACUUAGCCUUUCUCAUACAGUCACUAUAUGCUCAUACCAUUGGUCACAUGGUUAGUAACGAUUCUUUUUCACGGAGACUUGGAGGCCUUUACUGUCUCUAUUGCCUUCACGAGAUCCAACCUUUUAAACCCAAGUUCCGGAUAUAUAUCUCACUUCAAGAGCUUGGGAGAUUUAGGGAUCUUAUAGUUGAGGCAAAAGACAAAGGGGUAGAGAUAGCUACUGCUGUGGGGAAACAAAUGCUUGAUAAAAACGUGUUUAUUUUUGGAGCUGUGGACUUUGAUGAAGCGUCUACAACCGAGAAACUUCAUCAAUCAAUAGAACUACAGAACACACUUGUGCGGUGUGCUUACAGAAAAUUAUCCUCUGAGACCGAGAUUGAGAAGUUCAUUCAUCUGGAUAUGGGUAAUGAAGUUGAUUUGAGCUCCAUACAUAAACAGUCUAUAGAGUAUGCAGAAGCCAAGAAGCGCGCAAUGAACAGUGGAGGAGAGAUAGUGGAGAUCGGGGAUAUAAAGCACAUAGCGGAAGAGAAAGAGUUGAUGGGAGACAAGGUUGAGAAACUGAAAGAGGAAUGGGAUUCGCAAAAACUUUCAUUUUAUGAAAAAACCAAGUUUGAUGGUCUUGAUACGACACAGAGACUUCUAAAAGAUGUUGAACAUGAUGAUGAUGAUGAUGGAGAUGAUGGGUUUGGUGAGCUUGACCGCUUACUUUCCGAGAGCUGAUUUGCUCAUUGCACUCACCAGUCAAGUUUUUAUGGAUGUCAGCUAAUUAAAAAAGCUCUCUAUAGAGUAUAGACAUGGCAUUUACAGCAGGUCAUGUCAGACUCAGGAGCUACAUGGGGAUCAUAUGUUUUUCUUACUAAGUGAAAAGACAUGGGAACGUACUAAGUGAAAUAUCUUUUGUCAUGUUCUCGAUUACAACAUGUAUUUUGUUAUAUAGUUUCCCUAUGAUCUAAAGAUCUGGUUUUCUGUGUUCUCGAGUUGAGUAACAUAAUAUCACAAUAGCUGUUUAUUUUGGUAAAUAUCUUUUUUGUUUAAUUGUACAUGGCCCUAUCUUUU